CGGCCCCUCCCCCGAGCGCCGCGGUCCGGCAGCGCCUGGCCGGGGGCCCGCGGGCGGGCCGCCCUCCCCGCCGCAGCCCACCCCCCCUCUUAAAGCGGCGGCGGGAAGAUGAAGCUUCGGGAGUCGCUCCUGGGCGGCAGCGCCGCGAUGCCGGGCGCGUCCCUGCAGCGGGCCUGCCGCCUGCUCGUGGCCGUCUGCGCGCUGCACCUCGGCGUCACUCUCGUGUACUACCUGGCCGGCCGCGACCUGAGCCGCCUGCCCCAGCUGGUCGGGGUCUCCACAUCGCUGCAGGGCGGCUCGAACGGCGCCGCCGCCAUCGGGCAGCCCUCCGGGGAGCUCCGACCGCCAGGCGCCCCGCCGCCGCUGCCUAGGGGCGCUCCCUCGGUGCCGCGCCCGGGGCGCGUCUCCCGCCCGGACGCGGACUCUCGCCCCGGCCCCGGCCCCGCGCGCAACCUGACUUUGGCUUCCGUGUCCCCCAGCACAGCUCUGUCGCUGCCCGCUUGCCCCGAGGAGUCCCCGCUGCUCGUUGGCCCCAUGCUGAUCGAGUUUAACGUGGCUGUGGACCUGAAGCGUGUGGCAGAAGAGAACCCGGAGGUGAAGGUGGGCGGCCGCCACACCCCCAAGGACUGUGUCUCUCCUCACAAGGUGGCCAUCAUUAUUCCAUUCCGCAACCGGCAAGAACACCUCAAGUACUGGCUCUAUUACUUGCACCCGAUCCUUCAGCGUCAGCAGUUGGACUAUGGCAUCUACGUUAUCAACCAGGCUGGCGAGUCCACAUUCAACCGUGCUAAGCUCCUCAACGUGGGCUUUCAAGAGGCCUUGAAGGACUACGACUACAACUGCUUCGUGUUUAGCGACGUGGACCUCAUUCCAAUGAACGACCAUAACGCCUACAGGUGUUUUUCGCAGCCUCGGCACAUUUCUGUAGCAAUGGAUAAGUUUGGAUUUAGCCUCCCUUACGUUCAGUAUUUUGGAGGUGUCUCUGCUCUAAGUAAACAACAGUUUCUCACCAUCAAUGGAUUUCCUAAUAACUACUGGGGCUGGGGAGGUGAAGACGAUGACAUUUUUAACAGAUUAGCUUUUAAAGGCAUGUCUAUAUCUCGCCCAAAUGCUGUGGUCGGGAAGUGCCGGAUGAUCCGCCACUCAAGAGACAAGAAAAAUGAACCCAAUCCUCAGAGGUUUGACCGAAUUGCACACACAAAGGAGACAAUGCUGUCUGAUGGUUUGAACACGCUUGCCUACCAGGUGUUGGAUGUACAGAGAUACCCGUUGUAUACCAAAAUCACAGUGGACAUCGGGACACCAAGCUAGCAUUUUGAUACACUAAUAAGAGACCUGAAAAUGGCCAGGGACCUCUGCCGUGUGUCUCUGCCAGUCUGCUGGGCUGGUCCCUCUCAUUCUUCCCCAUCAGAGUGAUAGGGCUCCUCUCUCAGCUCAUCACUCAGAUGUCUUUCCAGAUGACCAGGACGAGCGGGAUAUUUUGCCCCCAACUUGGCUUGGCACGUGACUUCUUAGCUCUGCGAGGUGUUUGUAAGUGUAGGAACCAUCAGCCUUUGGGGGGUUCUCGGCAUGUUCACAGUCUCCCCAAAGAAUCAGAGCUGUACACAGCCCGAAAUUGGGUGACUGUGGGACUCAUUCCUGGUGGUAAACUGCUCAUUUAUUGUGAAAUAAGUAAGAAUUUUGCUUUAAAUUGUGAUAUUCUCACUACUUUAUGAAAAAUUGGAGAGUGCUGCUGAAAUUGGAUUGGUGUGAUGUUUUUUGGUUGUUGUAUUUUAACAGAAAAACACACGAUUGCAACCAAUCUCAUUUUACCCCCUCCCCUACCUUCUUUCAGUGGUAUGCAACUGUUAUAAUCACGGAAUCGCUGUGUGUGUAUGUGUGUUUUCUUAGCAAAAGAAUCUUAAAACUUGAGCCUUGGACCUUUUGCCCUGCUAACGUGUGAAUUCCAGGGCAAAUUUGGCCAUCAGAGCAUAAGCCUUGGGUGUUCUCACAGUCAGUGGCCUUUCUCCACAUUGUCUGAUUUCUGAAUGUAAAGACUUUUUUUAAAUAGCAGUUUGUAGUAUUUUAAAGAAAGAACAAAUCAGGUUCUAAUUAUGAUCUAGCUUGAUUUUGUGUUGAUCCAGAUUUACAUAGCUGUUUAGUGUUAAGUCCUGGCAAGUUGUUUCCUGAGCAUGCUAUGUAAACUUGAAUUUCCUAUGUAUUUUUAUUGUGGUGUUUUAAAUGUGGGGAGGGGACUGAGCUAUUUUUAGGGGAAAAAAUAAUGUAUGCUGUAAUGGCCACUAACCGGCCUCUGAUUUAGCUGGCAGGCUAGGUUUUGUGACAAGCAAAAUCUCCUUUGGCCCUUUGAUGAGGGCAAGGCCUCCCGUCAGGUCAGCGUUACCCUGCCGGACCUCUGGGGGACACAGGGGCCUCAGCCUGCCGGGCAGAGCUCCCUACCUCCCCAUCCACCCCAGGCAGGCAGGAUGGAGGGGACUGCCACCUCCCCAGACUGACCCUGGGACCUCUCGUCAGGGCCCUAGGCAGCGGGGUUGGAAGUGAGAGCCAUCAGGUUGUUUACUGGCCCUCGGCCUGGGGAGGUGGAGGGAUCCUCAUUCUGGCCCCCUGGAGUCUGGGGCCCCUCACUUGGCUCUGCUGCCUGGCCCACCUUGCAGGACCGGUUCUCUUCCUUCUCCCCUUCCUCCUUCCCCCUUUUGGUUCCUUGGCCUCUUGCCUGUUCCCUAAAACUUGCCUGUGGCACUGAGGGUCACAGAGACUAUUUGUUCUCCAGCACGAAUGUGCCUUUUAAUUAGAGAUCUAGAAAGGAGUUCAGCUGAACACCCCUGCACUCCCCACAACCACUCUGUACCUGAAGCCUCCCAUCCCCCUCAGGUUUUCAGCAGGUGCUCCACUCCAGGGAGGCUGCCCCACAGGUGCCAUCCCCAAAUCCCGCUCUGCGGGGAGAGGUUUAGCCUGCCAGGGGUGAGGUGCACAGGCUGGUUCUUACCCCUGGCCCCUUGCCGGCUGCAGCCUGCGUAAGGACAGAAGAUUCAGCUGUCUGAUCCAGCCGAAGAUUUCAGCUGGUGGCCGCCCAGACCCCGCCACUGCCCUCCUGGGAACCAGGCGUCAGCCUGGAUGGAGGCUGAGCUGCUGCCUGGCCCCAGUGUCACCUGUGCCUUUAUCGCUCUGAGUGUCUCAGAUCCUAAGUUGGUUCUUUUUCCAGAAGCCUUUGUAUUGGUUAAAAAUUAGUUUCUACUGCAGAAGCAGCUGGGCUAUGCAAAGAGUAUUCCUUCUGUCAGUUGCCCACUCCUUAAUAGCGAUGUGAAUAAAACUAAGAAAAAUCUCCCUGGGAGGGAGUUUUGGGAAAUGCAAAGAAUGAAGGCCUCUGUUUCUGUCCCCAGAUCCCGACUUUUCCAAAGUGCCUUAAAAGAAAGGAGACAGAUUCCCUAGGUGGUAACUUCUUUGUUACUUACUUUACUCUUGAAACAAGAUUCUGACUUGUUUUUCUUUUUUCUUUUCCUGUUACAUUUUUCUUCAUGUUCCAUUGGAAUAGAUAAGCGUGCAGUUCCUUCUCAGGACCAAGGGAAGUCCUGCUUCACAGAUUUGCCAUUUGCUGACCGUGUGGUGCUCUCAUGGGGCCACCUGGGCCCACGCUGGGGCCUGGGCGCCUGCCUGGCUCAUGAGAUGCUACAGGUCCUGUUCCCGCCCCGGGCAGUGCCGGGAGCAUUUCCUUUACCUGGAAGUUGUCACCAAGAAGUGGGCCUGUGCUGUGCCUUUCUCUGUUUCUCUCCGUCCCGUUGCUGGUACCCCUGUCAAGUGGCUUUUGGGAAUGAGCAGAGGGCAGAGGUGGCACAGGGGGGUAAAGGAGAUGCUGGUGCUGGCGCAGCCUGGCGGGUGCUCUCUGGCCUCCGGGCUGGGCACAGCCAGGAUGGCUGCCUUCCUGUCCUUGAGACCUGUUGUGCUGUGUAUUUUGAUUUCCCGUGUAUGCAAAUGUAUGUAUUUACGAUUGUAAGGGGGGGAGAUGUCUGACCUUAGUGUUCAAAACAGAACUGUAUUUUUGCCUUUAAAAUCCAGUCAUAUAACUGGAAGGUGAAUAAAUGGCUCUAUCUUUGUAA
Diceros bicornis minor is the source of this 4091-nucleotide messenger RNA. It is a transcript of the gene B4GALT1, whose product is annotated as beta-1,4-galactosyltransferase 1. The record is from RefSeq and is a predicted model, not a curated record. The transcript is spliced from 6 exons. NCBI's taxonomy places the organism in Eukaryota, Metazoa, Chordata, Mammalia, Perissodactyla, Rhinocerotidae. Gene Ontology annotation, biological process: protein N-linked glycosylation; carbohydrate metabolic process. Gene Ontology annotation, molecular function: beta-N-acetylglucosaminylglycopeptide beta-1,4-galactosyltransferase activity; cytoskeletal protein binding. Bases 109 to 1311 code for a protein of 400 amino acids.